UGGACGGGCCGAUCUCGAUCAGUUGAACGGUGAAGUCGGUGUUCCUCUGUCAUGGCCGCGACUCUCCGGUUUGCCGGGGCUCGCAUCGCUAACCAUAACGAAUACAGAGCGGUGGACGAAGAAGAAGAGGAAGGUGUCGCGGUACGCGGUGGUAAGGUCGGGUCACAUGGUGGCCAGCGACGCGGGGAUCGCGUGGCUGGUCCGCGAGGCGAUGGACGGCCGCGGAAGGAUCAAGCUUAAGAAGCUGUCACGCAGCCUGAUGUCGCGGGCCGCCGUUUCCGCUACCAAGCUGAGGCACUGCGUCAGAAAGCAGCCGGCCAAAAUAAGGAAGUGCAUGUGUCUGCCAUCCAAUUACGCCCUCGUUGAGUUCCCCGUGGUCUGGUCCGAGCUUAGAGCGAACCAGCAGCUGUGCGACGGUGCGAUAAGAUGCGCCACGGGCCAGGUUUUCCCGGUGCAUCGGGCCAUUUUGUCCGCGGUCAGCCCUUACUUCAAAGCGCUUUUCACCAACAGCCUGAAAGUCGGGAAAACGGAGAUCACGGAGGUGGCGAUCGAGUCGGUGCCUGGGCGAAUUUUCAGCCUGAUCCUCGACUACGCCUACACCGGCACGUGCAACGUGAACGCCGACAACGUCGAGCAGCUGUUACCAUUGGCCGAUCAGUUCGAGGUGCUCGGUGUCGUUCAACUCUGCUGUCAGUUCCUUCUGCAGGAACUUCGGCCGGAGAAUUGCUUGGGCAUCUUCAACUUCGCCCGCCACUAUUUCUGCCGCGACCUGGAAGAGAAGGGCCGGAAAUACAUUUGCCAUCACUUUAAGCGGAUACUGCAGGAGAGCCCUGAAUUCGAAGAGCUGACGAGCAAGGAGCUCAAAGCGAUUCUGUGCGACGACGAGCUGAACGUUAAAAACGAGGAAAUAGUUUUCGAGGCCAUUAAAACCUGGCUCGAGCACAACGUCGAAGAAAAGAGGCCGUAUUUACCCGGGCUGUUGAAGUGUGUGCGCUACGGUUUGAUGAACUACAACUUCUUCACGAACAAUGUCCUCACGUGGAAGAUCGUCGAGGAGGACGAGUCCUGCCAGCAAGUGCUAGCUCCCGCUAAUCAGUACCUGAAAGAGCAGGAAGCGAAGCUUCCGGGCAGCGGCGAGAUCGAUUUGAACAAUCCACUGGCCAAGCCUCGUAUCCCCUACGAGAUCCUGUUCGCGAUCGGCGGAUGGAGCGCCGGUUCUCCAACGAAUUUCGUAGAAACCUACGACACGAGAGUUGACAGAUGGUUUCUAUCAGUGAGCACGGACGCCACGCCGAGAUCCUACCACGGCCUGUGCACGUUGAACAAUUUGAUCUACAUGAUCGGCGGGUUCGACGGUAACCAGCACUUCAGCACGGUCAGGUGCUUCGAUCCGGUAACGAGGGAAUGGCGUGAACGGGCCUGCAUGCAUCACGCGAGGUGUUACGUCAGCGUUUGCACCCACGGUGGAAAGAUAUACGCACUCGGUGGUUACAACGGCCGUACCAGGAUGAGCUCCGGGGAGAGAUACGAGCCGCAAAAGAAUCAAUGGGAAAUGAUACCGCCGAUGCACCAGCAACGAUCGGACGCGAGCGCGGCAGCCCUGCACGACAAGAUAUACAUCGUCGGCGGUUUCAGCGGCCGCGAGGUUCUAAAUUCCGCGGAGGUGUUCGACGUCGAGUCCAACCAGUGGACCUACAUCCACCCGAUGAUCAAUCCACGAUCAGGCGUGUCUCUGGUCGCGUUUCGCGACAGCCUUUACGCACUGGGCGGCUUCAACGGCAUCAUCAGGCUCAACUCGGGGGAGCGUUACAAUCCGAACUCGGAGGAUUGGCACGCGGUUCCGGAGAUGUUCAGCCCCCGCAGCAAUUUCGCCACGGUCAUUCUAGACGACAUGAUAUUCGUCGUCGGUGGUUUCAAUGGCCAAGCUUCGUCGGAAAGUCAACAGAAAACCAUCCGGGGCGGUGAGGGCGCUGUGGAAACGAAUGCAGACAUUUCUACCGAAGAGGAGGAGACCGUUAAUUUCGACGAACACGUUCAGAGAGAUGUCAGCCCUAUGAACGAGAUGGCUGAAAGUGUCGGCAAUUAUCUGGGAUAAUUCGACGAUUCAGGUCCUCCAAAAUU
This is a messenger RNA of Frieseomelitta varia, 2121 nucleotides long. RefSeq names its product kelch-like protein 10. The coding region runs from base 167 to 2095 and encodes 642 amino acids. The transcript has 8 exons. Gene Ontology annotation, molecular function: protein binding. The record is from RefSeq and is a predicted model, not a curated record. Lineage: Eukaryota; Metazoa; Arthropoda; Insecta; Hymenoptera; Apidae.